Molecule: messenger RNA, 820 nt
Organism: Laetiporus sulphureus 93-53
Lineage: Eukaryota; Fungi; Basidiomycota; Agaricomycetes; Polyporales; Laetiporaceae
Product: cytochrome P450
Exons: 6
Coding region: 100-669 (189 amino acids)
Molecular function (GO): heme binding; oxidoreductase activity, acting on paired donors, with incorporation or reduction of molecular oxygen; monooxygenase activity
Source: RefSeq, a predicted model, not a curated record
CCCUUCUGUCAUGAUCAGCUGGUACUGACACGGUGAGUUCCGCUGUAUGCGUGCGCUCUACCCGCGUUCUCAAUCGGAUCGUGGACAUGCACCGUCCUCAUGACAUUCAUCCUCGCUAUGGUGCUCUACUCUGACGUCCGCAAGAAAGCGCAGGCCGAGAUCGAUAAGGCAGUCGGCAUCGAACGGCUCCCAGACGUCGAUGAUAGAGCUUCGAUGCCGUACCUCGAGCAUGUGCUAUUGGAGGUCUACCGAUGGAACCCUCCCGUCCCUCUUUGCGUGCCUCACCAACUCAUUGGAGACGACGAGUAUCGAGGCAGGUAUAUACUUUCAGGCACGAUGAUCAUAGCAAGCAUCUGGUGCAUGACGCAUGACCAUACACUGUAUCCUAACCCCGAUGAGUUCUGCCCUGAGAGGUACAGCGAAAUGGAUGUAUCUACCGCAGAAUUCAGAGAUUUGCGCAAGUUCGUGUUUGGGUUCGGCCGAAGGCUCUGUCCCGGGCGGCAAUUUGCCGACUCGACAAUCUGGCUCGCGAUCGCGAGCAUUCUCGCCAUGCUGGACAUCAGUAAGGCCAGCGAUACAGCCGGGAACGUGAUCACGCCCGUGUCGGCUUUCGCCUCGGGCGCAGUGAAUCACCUGAAGCCCUUCCGUUGUGAGAUCCGUCCCCGGUAGGUGCAGAUCGUCAAAUCGGUCUUACGACAGGCUGCCAGCACAGGAACAUUGACUGCAGGUAGGGUGCUUGAGGAAGAGAAGUCCGGGCAUCUCAAACGAAGAAAUGUGUAGAACACCGUUCCUUGAUCUCUGCAGAAGGACAGAUGCGCCU